Messenger RNA from Cyprinodon variegatus (sheepshead minnow), 636 nucleotides. It is a transcript of the gene otos, whose product is annotated as otospiralin. Gene Ontology annotation, biological process: sensory perception of sound. Bases 173 to 439 code for a protein of 88 amino acids. The record is from RefSeq and is a predicted model, not a curated record. Lineage: Eukaryota; Metazoa; Chordata; Actinopteri; Cyprinodontiformes; Cyprinodontidae. The transcript has 4 exons.
UGGAUUUGAAGCUAUGUCACUGGGAUGUGAAUGGGACAGGCUGGUUGGGCUGUGUGUGAAUGUGUGUGUGCUGGAAUUAGGCUGCUUGUUCCCCUCCUAGCCUCCUCACACCACAGCAGACCAGCUGCAGCCUUCCUUUGAGAACCGUCACAGAACUCUGAGCAGAGGCAGGAUGAAGCUGUUGUGGAUCAGUGGGCUCCUCUGCCUCGUUGCCUUUCAAUUAAGUGUGGCCAGAUUCAUCCCAGAAGGAGUUCCAUACGAUGAACCCCCUGCUGUUCCCUACUGGCCCUACUCCACCUCAGACUUCUGGAACUACGUUGAAUACUUCAGGUCUAUCGGGGCCUACAACCACAUCAACGAAAUGGCUCGGGCUUUCUUCGCCCACCAGCCCCUUGGAGACACCCUGGGAUAUGAGACCAAUGCAGGACAUGAACACUGAGAAUGGAGCCAGGCAUUGUUGGCAAAGGGGAUCAAACUAUACUGAUGUAGAAGUAAAAAGAGAACACAUAUUUUAUCAUCUUUAAACUUUCUUUAGUUUCAAGCAUAGCCAUAGAUACAGACGAGUGUAGCCCUGUUGCUUGUAUUAGAGAAUAUAUCCAUCUACUGCGUGCAAAAUAAAUAAGAAAUUUGCUUCUA